Messenger RNA from Bufo gargarizans (Asiatic toad), 3656 nucleotides. RefSeq names its product leucine rich repeat and coiled-coil centrosomal protein 1 (gene LRRCC1). The record is from RefSeq and is a predicted model, not a curated record. Gene Ontology annotation, molecular function: protein binding. Bases 99 to 3221 code for a protein of 1040 amino acids. Lineage: Eukaryota; Metazoa; Chordata; Amphibia; Anura; Bufonidae. Gene Ontology annotation, cellular component: centrosome; cytoplasm. The transcript is spliced from 20 exons.
GACGCUAACAGCUUCCGGCCUGUGUAUGUGCCGCCUUCAUACAGCGGGAGGAGUGAGCCGUGUGUCAGCCGGGGAUCUGGCCGCUGCUGUGAAUAAAGAUGGCAGACGAGGACCAUGACAGCAAGGACCUGAGCUUGAUGGAUAAGCGGAUCACUAGUCUGCUGGACAUUAGCUUGCAUGCUCGCCUCCUGUCCCUGAACCUGCACUGCAAUCAGAUCUCCAGGAUUGAAGGCCUCUCCUCCCUCCAUCGUCUGCAGCAUCUCGACUUGUCAUCCAAUCUUCUUUCCAGAAUUGAAGGCCUGGACGCUCUCAUCAGUCUGCAGAGUCUGAAUCUGUCAUGUAACCGGCUCACAGCGAUAGAAGGGCUGCAGAACUUAAUAAAUCUGAAGAAAGUGAACCUAUCCUAUAAUCGCAUAGAUGACCUGAGUGGAUUAAUUCCUCUUCAUGGGCGGAAUCACAAGCUCAGCCACCUGUAUCUACAUAGCAACUGCAUUAGCGGCCUAACCCAAGUGUUACACGGCAUGAUGGGAUUGCACGGUUUAGUCCACCUGACACUAGAGCAGGAUGGCAAAGGCAACCCCGUCUGCUGUACAGAAGGAUACAGAGAUUUGAUUCUUGGAAAUUUGCCACAGUUGAAAGCUCUUGAUGGGAUAAGUAGAUCGGGCGAAUCUGUUAUUGGAUUUGAUAUAGAUUCAGCAGAUCUGCCUAAUCUGGAGUUCCUGGAGUAUCUGAUUACAUGUGACAAUGACACAGCGGAGAAAGAUCUAAAGGAUUCUACAAGUGUUCCAGUUGUAACACCCCAAAUAGACAAGGUUUUAUCUCAAUACCGAAAACGACCUGUUACUUCUGGCUCGGAAUAUAAAAGCUGUACAGAUGUUACUUCUUCCUCUGAGCAAGACUUGAUGAAAAUUCAAGAUGCCAACAACAUGCUGCGAGAAAUGAGGAUUAAGAAGUUAGAAGAUCAGAUAUCGGAACUUCUGAAGAAGGGUUUCAAUUCCCAAACAGAUCGAGAAGAAAACAUUUUGAAACCCAAGAGAGACACUGACCUGACAACAGAAAGUGACUGUGAAAGCAGCAAAGAAAAUGUAAAGACCUCUGUAACAAAGAGGAGCAAAAUCCCUAACUCUCGAAAGAACAGCCAGAGUCCGAAAUGCCACAGUCUUCAAAAAAACAGGACACAAUCUCUAAGCAGUGUACCAAAGCAAAGCACAGCAAGGAAAGAGAAAAGUCCCAGUUCCCUUAGGAGAAAAGAGAGUCCGAGCAGCUUGUCUUCAGACAGAGUAGAUGGCACAGAACGCAGCAGGACCAAACUUUCAGGAACUCUGAGAUCUCCAGUAAGGGUAACGGAUCUGGCAGCAUCCCGUACCCACGCAGUCGAAGAAUCCACAUACAGGGCACUGGUUCAGGAAUUGGACCAAGAGCGAGAGCGAAGGUGGAAAGCUGAACAACUUGUGGUGAGAUUAACAGAGAAUAUCAAAGGGUUACAAAGCGAGGCAAAGGAAGAGAAAGACAUCAACAGCAUGGCCAUGUACACAACUGACAGGAUUAAAGAAUUGCUUUUAAAGGAGAAAAACGCUAAAACUACACUGCAAGCGCUAGUGCACCAGUUAAGAGAGGAAAACGGAAGGCUGGCGAAUGAAAUAAAGCAAUUUGCUAGUAGAGAAGACGACCAUCAAAGAACCCUCAAAAAGCUGGAAGAUGCAGUGUCCAGACUAGAGACUCAGAGAAUACAGCAAGAAGCUCUGGAGAUGAAACACAUGCAGGAAGCUGAACGUAAAGUGUCCGCCUCCCACAGGGAAAACGAGUUGCUUCGGGCAUCCGUACGCCAGCACAAAGAUAAAGUCAAGCAGCUCCACGAACUGCUUACUUCAAGGGAGCAAGCGCACAGAAAGGAGCUGGAUACAAGAGUGUCCUACAAUGGACCCGAGUUCCAAGAAGCUGUGGCUAAGGAGGUGUCCAGAGCAGAACGCCUCCACAUUCAGCAGAUAAAGGAGUUUCAGGAGAAAAUGAAUGCGCUGUCGCAGCAAUACACGGAUCUGGAAGACGAAUUUCGUGCUGCUCUCGUCAUUGAAUCAGGAAGAUUUAAAGAGGUUAAAGAAGCCUUUGACACUGUGACGGCAGAGCUAGCAGAACAUAAAGAAGCGCUCUGUCACAGCCGUCUGAAAGCGAAGCAAUCAGCGAGUUUAAUUCAGGAGCUCACCACCAUGGUAAAAGAACAGAAGACCAGGAUAGCGGACAUCACUAAAGCAAAGCAAGAAACCAUAAGUUCUCUGAAAAGCAAAAUACGCAACCUGGAAAUUUUGGCGGAAGAAGAAAAACGGAAAACUGUUCAGAUUGAGCUACUGAAGCAAGAGAAAUCCAAACUUAUUUCACAACUCACAGCACAGGAGUCCUUGAUCGAUGGAUUAAAGGCCGAAAGGAAAAUCUGGGGACAAGAGCUAUCUCAGCAAGGUGUUGCAUUGGCCCAGGACAGAGGAAGGCUUGAAGCAAAAAUUGAAGUCCUUUCCACUGAGAUCGAGACGUUGAAAAAGCAAAACGAACGAGACAACGAUGCCCUGAGAAUCAAAAGUAAAAUGGUGGAUGAUCAAACCGAAACCAUCCGGAAACUGAAAGAAGGAUUGCAGGAAAGGGAUGAACGCAUAAGAAAAUUACGUGCAGAAAAUUUGGAGAUGGAGAGGACCUUAAGAGAACAAAACGAUGAAAGAGAGAAACAAUUCCAGGAGGUGAAGGAGAAGCUGGAAAGGCAAACGGAGAGAAAGGAGGAAAUCAAGCUUCAUCUAGAAGAAAAGGAGGCCGAGCUGCUGGAUGUGAAGAAGGCUUACAGUGCAAUGAAUACGAAGUGGCAGGAUAAAGCAGAAUUACUAAGCCAGCUGGAAACGCAAGUCAGGCAGAUGAAAGAAAAUUUUGAUGCCAAGGAAAAGAAACUGAUUGAAGAUAGAGACAAAAGCCUUCGAAACCAUAAGGUAGUGAUGGAGAAGCUUCAUUCCGUGGAUGACGCAUUUCGGAGACAGUUGGAGUCCAUUCUGGCGGCUCAUCAGGCAGAGCUUGUCAAAGUAGCAAAUGAGAAGCAAAAGGAAAUUGAUGUAGCCAAUGAAAAAGUUUAUCAAGUAGAAGAAGAAAUGCGCCAGCUACUCCGAGAAACUGCAAACAGUAAGAGGGCCAUGGAAGAGAAGAUCAAGCGUCUCACCAGUGCUUUAUGUGACAUUCAACAAGAUCUUUAGCUUCUGAUUAAGCGUUGCACUGAAUUACGUUUACAUCUGUUCAUAGGUGUGUUGGUAACUUAGGUGACAUUCAACUCAUUGAAGAGUUCUCCUUUAACUAGUGUCCUUGUUGUCUUUCUAAAUUAUAACUUUAGUUUGUUAAUAUUUUUCCAUGUAUUUUAGAUGAGGCUGAGGCAUGAUGACUAACAGUAUAUACACCCAAAGAGUAUGUUCUCAUUUGCACAGAGGAAAAAACACUUGUUUGAUUUUGCCAGAAUAUAAAGCGGGGAAUUGCUUUAUGUACUAUUCCCUAAUCCAGGGUAUCCUAACCAUUUUUAAGACCCAAUACAGCAAAAUAAAUUCCGAGUCCACACUAGACCGGAAAAUGACUUCAAACACCUAAAUUGACUUCCGACCCUAGAAUUUGUUCAAACCACAAAUUAAAGGGGUAAUCUA